This is a messenger RNA of Blastomyces gilchristii SLH14081, 1857 nucleotides long. Its product is annotated as metalloreductase. The record is from RefSeq and is a predicted model, not a curated record. Bases 1 to 1857 code for a protein of 618 amino acids. Gene Ontology annotation, molecular function: ferric-chelate reductase activity. Gene Ontology annotation, biological process: copper ion import; intracellular iron ion homeostasis; iron ion transport. The transcript has a single exon. Gene Ontology annotation, cellular component: plasma membrane. NCBI's taxonomy places the organism in Eukaryota, Fungi, Ascomycota, Eurotiomycetes, Onygenales, Ajellomycetaceae.
AUGGCGAUCACGGAAGGGUACAACUACCCCAAUGCUGGAAAUACCAGUUAUGUCGUGCAGUACACUCGAGGGUUGUUAGGGGUCAAUGUCAAACUCGAUAACCUUCUCACACAGAUAAUAUGCGGUACCCUUGGAGCAGCUUGUGUCGCCGUGCUGGCAACGAGAUUUGGCCAGAUGCUGAAUGCCUAUCUGCGUCGAAUUACUUCCGCCCAUGCAACCCCCAGGCAACAACGGUACUGGGCUACUGCGGAGUCGGCACUCUGGGCGGAUAUCAAGAAACAUCUGGUAUAUGCACCGCUGGGGAGGAAGCGACAUAAUCGAGAAUUUAAGCUCUCAGAUGCUGUAAACGUGGGAACCUUGCCGUCGCGCCUGCAUACGAUCCUACUCGGUUCAUAUUUCUUGAGCCAAGUAGCAUAUCUCACUAUCCUCGACUACAAUGUCAACGAAAAGGCUGCAUUGAUUGCAGAACUGAGGGGCAGAUCUGGUGUCCUUGCCGUACUUAACAUGAUUCCGCUGGUUAUACUCGCGGGUCGAAAUAACCCGCUCAUUCGAAUUCUACACGUCAGCUUCGACACGUACAAUCUCCUACACCGAUGGAUAGGGCGGAUAGUGGUCAUUCACAGCGUCAUACAUACUUGCGCCUGGAUGACGAACGCUGUUACCGCCAGUGGUUGGUCAAAAACCUUUCAUGACUUGGGAUCCACGAAAUUUUUCACAGCAGGCCUCAUCGGGACUAUAGGCAUGGUAUUAUUGCUGCUUCACUCGCCAUCCCCAAUCAGACACGCCUUCUACGAAACGUUCUUGCAUCUACACAUACUUUUGGUUUGCUUGGCAAUCGCGGGAGUUUAUAUACAUCUUAAUGUUGAUGGGCUACCGCAACUUCCGUGGUUGCAGUUCAUCAUAGCCUUCUGGGGAGCGGAGAGAUUGGUUCGCUUCCUACGGCUGGCUUAUCUGAAUGUUUCUCGCCGCCAUGGCCUCACUCGGGUCAUGGUCGAGGCCCUCCCCGGAGAGGCCAGUCGAGUAACUUUCUUCCUCCCCAGAAACACCCAUAUACACCCUGGCAGCCACGUCUACGCUUACCUCCCCAAAAUCUCCCUCUGGAUGUCACACCCUUUCUCUGUCGCCUGGACAGAAAAUGGCAAGUAUCUCAAGCCACCGUCAAGUUCAGACGGCUCAUCCCCACGCAGCCUCCCAUCAUUCCAAAAACAGGAACCAGACCUCGACGACGCUACAAAUUACCGCACCCAACCUACAAACGUAACCCUAGUCAUGGCCGCACGCACAGGCAUGACCCGGAAACUCUACGAAAAAGCGCUCGCCUCUCCACAAAACAUUCUCUACACGACCGGUUUCAUCGAGGGGCCCUACCGCUCCCACCCCUCCACCUUCUUCGGCAGCUACGGCACCGUCGUCCUCUUCUCCGGCGGCGCCGGCAUAACCCACCAUCUCAUGCAGGUGCGCGAGCUGCUCGAGGCCGCGCAAGCCGGCACCGUCGCCACGCGCCGCAUCCAUCUCAUCUGGUCCGUGCGAACCACCGAGCAGCUCAUGUGGGUCAGCGGCUUCAUGGACUAUAUCCUCCAGCUGCCCAUGCGGCGAGAGAUGCUGGUGACGAAGCUAUUCAUCAGCAAGCCGCGCAGCCAUAAGGAUAUCAAGAGCCCCAGUGGGACGCUGCUGAUGUUUGAAGGGCGGUGUCGGCCGGAUGUCAUCAUUGAGGAAGCCAUGGAGAAUCAUGUGGGCGCGACGGCUGUGUCUGUGUGUGGACCGGGUGCGUUUGCUGAUGAGGUGCGCGCGUCUGUGCGGAAGCGAGUGGGCAGUGGGCCUGUGAUUGAUUUUGUGGAGGAGGCAUUUACGUGGUGA